CCUUAAUGCAAGCACUAAGUAAGAAACCUACCUUUCCUCAACUCUUGGGCUUGAGGCUUCUUUUCAAGCUGAAUAGAAAUGGAAGAAGAAGACAGCUGGUAGCGCAGGUUGGAUCAACGCGUAGAUUCCAGCUGUCCUUGUUGAAUGAUCGAGUAGCUUCGACUUCACCUUUUAUCGAAAUUGGGUGGGUGAAUGUUCAGUCUAUCUGAGUAUAAGAUCGAAAAGAAUGAAUGCAUUGAUUGCAUUUCAAGUGAGAUGUCCAAGAGAAAGGGAACGAGGGGAAGAAGCGACGAAGAAAAGAAGUGAAUGAAAAAGCAUGGCAUGACGAGAAUGGAGAAAUUCGAGAUGUUAGAAAGUGCAAAAUCUAUAAUAGCAAAAAUCCGAGAGGAUUACCUCGUUGUUCUUUGUCUCAUAAUAAUUAUUCUGCUUCUGAUCUUCCUAUACUAUUACUUUGACCAAUCUAACAAAUUGGCUUUAGAAUUAAUAAAAAACGAAGACGUCAAAUCUAUCAAAAUCGGUAUGUCAGGUUUAGAAAUUAAAAAGAAAUGAGAACAAGCAUGGCAUGACGAGAAUGGAGAAAUUCGAGAUGUUAGAAGGUGCAAAAUCAAUGGGUGCCGGAGCUGCUACAAUUGCUUCAGCGGGAGCUGCUGUAGGUAUCGGAAACGUAUUCAGUUCAUUAAUUCAUUCCGUGGCAAGAAAUCCAUCAUUGGCAAAACAGUUAUUCGGAUAUGCAAUCCUGGGCUUUGCUCUAACCGAGGCUAUUGCCUUGUUCGCAUUAAUGAUGGCCUUUCUGAUUCUCUUUGUUUUCUAAGUUUAUCCUUUUGAAAGGUGUAGUCUCUCCUACCUGAGGAAGAGGACGAGGCCACCCCCUUUCUUAUUAUUUUAUUAGGGGUGUGGGAAAGGAGAGAGGGAAUGCGGGCUCCU
Molecule: messenger RNA, 924 nt
Organism: Arachis duranensis
Lineage: Eukaryota; Viridiplantae; Streptophyta; Magnoliopsida; Fabales; Fabaceae
Product: ATP synthase subunit 9, mitochondrial
Exons: 1
Coding region: 563-811 (82 amino acids)
Biological process (GO): proton transmembrane transport; proton motive force-driven ATP synthesis
Molecular function (GO): proton transmembrane transporter activity
Source: RefSeq, a predicted model, not a curated record